UGAAAUUUUAUUCGAUUUACUACUGAAUUUUUCAUUUCAGUCCAUAGAAAAGUGAUGUACAUCGCGAGUGCGGUAAUUUUGCUUGUCAUUGUCUCGUUAGCGGUGGCAAUUCCCUUAAAUUCCGUUAGUGAGAAAAUUCCGUUCAAGGGAAGUUCAGUUUUGGAUGAGGUCCCGCUGAUUGACGGUCAUAAUGAUCUUCCUUACAACAUUUACCGGUUGGAACAUGAUCGCUUGAAGAACUUUAGUCUCGACUCGGACUUGACCAAACAUCCGGAAUGGGGAAAAUUGGCUUCGAGUCAUACGGAUUUGCCUCGAAUGCGACGCGGAAAGUUGGGAGGGCAGUUUUUCGUCGCUUUUGUCGGUUGCAAUAGCUUAGACAAAGAUGCCGUUGAACUGACGAUGGAUCAAAUCGAUGUCAUUAAGCGACUGAUAAAAGCUUAUCCGGCGGAUUUGCAGUACGCCGAUAGUGUCGAAGGAAUUUGGAAUGCAUUUAAUAGCAAAAAAAUCGCCAGUAUGAUUUGCGUUGAAGGCGGUCAUUCGAUGGACAAUCGACUCGGGGUGUUGCGACUGUACUAUGAGAUGGGAGUGCGCUAUAUGACACUUACGCACAGCUGUACACUGCCAUGGGCCGAUGCAAGUCCCGUAGACGACGCGACGACGACAUCGCUGAUAACGAAGCAUAAUUUGACGCAGUGGGGCAAGACGGUCGUUCUGGAAAUGAAUCGCUUGGGAAUGAUGGUCGAUAUUUCGCAUGUGAGCAAGGGUGUGAUGCUCGAUGCAAUUCACACGUCACGUGCGCCCGUUAUUUUCAGUCAUUCGUCGGCGUGGGCAGUUCACAAGCACCAUCGGAAUGUGCAGGAUGACGUGUUGCGGGAGUUGCGCUUGAAUGGCGGAAUAAUUAUGGUGAAUUUCUAUCCGGAGUUUAUUGGAAAUAAUACGCUUGAUAGAGUUAUUGAGCAUUUGAACCACAUUCGAAGCGUAAUUGGCACUGAUCACGUUGGAAUUGGAGCAGACUACGACGGCGUAGACAAGACUCCAGUUGGCUUAGAAGAUGUCAGCAAAUAUCCCGCCCUUUUUGACAAACUCGCCGAAUCUGGUCACGGCUUCCAACCUUGGACCGAAGAAGAAUUAAAAAAAUUAGCUGGACUCAAUUUAUUGCGCGUCAUGAAGAAUGUCGAGGACGUUCGUGACUCCCUCAAGCAUGAAUUACCUUACGAAGAUCUCAUCCCGUAUGACGACUUGGUGCGCGAUAAUCCAACGCAAGGAUGUCGCACGGAUCUCGAUUCGUACAAAGAUGGUCCGGAAAACUUUGAAACCGCCCUAAAAAUGCUAAAUCCACAAUAAUUUCAUGUUUUUUCGCGUGUAAAGUGAACUUUACGACGACGCUUUAAAAAAAAAAUACAAAUUUUCUAUAAAA
Molecule: messenger RNA, 1417 nt
Organism: Culicoides brevitarsis
Lineage: Eukaryota; Metazoa; Arthropoda; Insecta; Diptera; Ceratopogonidae
Product: dipeptidase 1-like
Exons: 3
Coding region: 55-1344 (429 amino acids)
Biological process (GO): proteolysis
Molecular function (GO): metallodipeptidase activity
Source: RefSeq, a predicted model, not a curated record